GAAAGCAGCAGCAGAGAGUGAGAGUACAACGUUUGAGUAUUUUAGCGGUGUUUUAUUUUUAAAUAAUAUGUUGGUGUUGUAAAUAAUGGUAUUAGUAUUGUUACUGAGAGUUCUGGAGGGUUUUUUGCCGUGUUUUCGCCAUCAUUCGUGUUUUUCGACACGUGUUUUUAUAGAUUUCAUUGGUCGUCAUUUUGUAAAUAGUGGAAGGAGAAAUGUUGAGGAGAUCUACCAGGGAGAGGAAAGGACAGGAGGAGACAGCAGGAGUGUCGCCAUCUCAAUCACAAGAUUCUUCUGAUGAAGGGUCAACCACCAGUACCAGCAGUGAUACAGUGUGGAAACGGAGUCGGAUCCGUGGCCGUGGCCGUGGCCGUGGCCGAAGCAGUAGAGGUGCUGAUGCUGCUGGUGAUGCACCUCAUAGCCGGUCACCAAUUCGCCGAGAGGCCUGGAAAACGGUGGCAGACCCUGACAUUGCCAACCCUCACCCACCCAGAUUCACCCCCAAGCGUAGGCCUGGGCCCCAACCCCCUCUCACCUAUGGCCCCCAAACGCCAGGUGAUAUAUUUGCUAAUUUUUUUGACGCCGAGGUACUCAAGCUCUUGUGUGCAAACACAAACAAAUAUGCAAAGAAAAAUUUGGGGAUGGGGAAAAAGUUUGUUUGGACUAACAUCACCCCACAGGAGCUUACAAAAUACCUGGGCGUGUUGUUGUUUAUGUCUGUGUGCAAGCUCCCAAAGAUGGAAGACUUUUGGAGGAAGAAUAUCAUUUUUAAGGUGCCCUUUCUGGCUACAGUCAUGUCAAGAGACAGGUUUAGAGCAAUCACCUCCAACUUGCACAUGAGUGAUCCAGAGGAGGAUGCGGUCAAUGACACGAAAAAGGGGACAAAGGACUAUGACCCCAUGCAAAAGGUCAGAUCUCUCAUGGAUAUAAUCAGAAACCGCUGCAUGAGCAUUUACCAUCCAAAGCAGCACAUCUCGGUGGAUGAGAGGAUGGUUGCCACAGAGGCUAGGAUCAAAAUGAAACAGUAUAUGAAAGCCAAGCCGACAAGGUGGGGGCUACUAUUUUAUGUGUUGGCUGAUGUGAAUGGGUACACAGUUGACUACAGGCUGUACACAGAUAAGAACCACGGUGCUUCAGGGAAGGGGCGUUCAUUUGACGUGGUGGCGGAGCUGGUGAACAAGGACUAUCUGGGGAGUGGCUACAUUGUCUACUGUGACAAUUUUUACACCAGCCCUCUCCUGUUCCGUCAUCUGAGCCAGCAGGGGUUUGGGGCUUGUGGAACUUACAGGCAGAGCAGAGUUGGUGUCCCAACAACUCAGGAGAAUGCCCUGGACAGAAAAUCAAAGAGAGGCUCCAUCAGGUGGAUCAGGGAUGGUGACCUGCUUUUUGUAAAAUGGAUGGACGCCAGGGAGGUCUCCAUGUGCACAACUGUCCAUCCUGUAUACACAGAGGAGACUGUCCUGCGGUGGCAGAAGACCGAUGAUGGGCACCGUCAGAGGGUCCCUGUCCCCAGACCCACAGCUGUGGGUGAGUAUAACAAGUACAUGGGGGGAGUGGACACCUCUGACCAGAUGCUGGGAACAAACUUAGUGCACAGAAAAACCAGGAGAUGGCCCAUGACCGUUUUUCAGCACCUUUUGGACAUUGCUGUCACUAACAGCUUUAUUGUGCACAAGGAGCUCAUUAUCCACAUGAGGCAGCAGCGGAAGCCAAUGACACGCCAGGCUUUCCAGGAGGAGCUGUGUGCAAAGCUGCUCGGCGUGCCACUGGCUGGCCCACCUACGCCCUCCACUCAAGGCCACUUUCCUGUCCCCACCAACAAAAGAGAGUACACUGAGAAAAGUCAGAAGGCAAGUCUGGGGAGGAAACAGUGCACUCUCUGCCAUAGAAGCACACCCUGGAUGUGUAUGGACUGCAAUGUUGGGCUCUGUCUUCAGCUGGAAAGGAACUGCUUCAGGGACUUCCACUGCUACUAAAAAAACGCCUCGACAUGGACACGUGUAACAACCCGUAGCAUGGACACUGAAAGCUCCAGGCAAACAAAACAGUUUGAGAAGAUGUUAAAUAGGUUGAGUUUCAUUUUUGUAAUC
This is a messenger RNA of Anarrhichthys ocellatus (wolf-eel), 2087 nucleotides long. Its product is annotated as piggyBac transposable element-derived protein 4-like. The transcript is spliced from 2 exons. The record is from RefSeq and is a predicted model, not a curated record. Lineage: Eukaryota; Metazoa; Chordata; Actinopteri; Perciformes; Anarhichadidae. Bases 213 to 1973 code for a protein of 586 amino acids.